This is a messenger RNA of Botrytis deweyae, 777 nucleotides long. RefSeq lists its product as uncharacterized. Gene Ontology annotation, biological process: lipid catabolic process. NCBI's taxonomy places the organism in Eukaryota, Fungi, Ascomycota, Leotiomycetes, Helotiales, Sclerotiniaceae. Bases 1 to 777 code for a protein of 258 amino acids. The record is from RefSeq and is a predicted model, not a curated record. The transcript is spliced from 2 exons. Gene Ontology annotation, molecular function: triacylglycerol lipase activity.
AUGCGCUCCUUCUCACCUCCGAAAUCUACACCAGCACUUCCUCGCGCCCUAUGCUUUAGUUUUGUUCGGCUAUCCAAUGUCAUCGUUGCCACUGAUUAUGCCGGUCUAGGCGUCUCCCAUUGCUCUCAGCCACAAAACCAAUUGAUUAUUCAUCACUAUCUCGCCAAUCCUGCCGCUGCGAAUGAUGUGAUAUGUUCGAUUGUUGCGGCUCGUUCUGCGUUUCCACCCUUAGGAUCAAAGUCUGUAUCAAUUGGUCAUUCUCAAGGUGGAGGUGCAGUUUGGGCCAUUGCACAAUAUAAUUCUAAAGAAAACAUCGAAGUGUACCUUGGAGGCGUUGCAAUCAUUCUUACAACAGAUAUUAGAAGCGGGAAUGAUGCUAGGUCUGAAGAAUGUGUUUCCCAAAUUCCAGUAUCCAGAUGUUUUACCGAGGAGGGGCUCGCUGCAGUGAACACUUAUAGAGAAGUUGAGGGAGGCUGCGCAGUGGGAAUGGGUCUAUUCUUAUCAUUGGCACUGGAGGGGACUUUGCUAAGAGAUGGGUGGAGAGAUAAUGAAUGGGUUGUCAAAUAUAAUGAUUUGAUAAUGAGCGAAGGCAAGGAAAUUGGCGGAACGCUGUUGGUUAUCCAUGGAGAGAGAGACCCGAUCAUCGAUUUUACUCUUACCGAGAAGGCUGUACAUGAUAUAGCUAUGGAGUAUCCUGAUUUUGAAUUGGAAUUCAUAAGACUACCCACUACGCACGACUCGGCCAUCACAGGAAGUCAGUGGUUAUGGAUGGAUUAG